AUGUUGGUUCAGUCUAUCAGAGCUUCGCGCUCCUCACUCACCCGCUGUCUGGUCCGCCAGCCUACAUUCACCCGUGCAUUCAUCGCGCCAACAGCUGUCCGCCAGGCCGAUAUUGUCCAAGAAAUAUAUCUCCGUGAAUUGAAAGCCUACAAGCCCCCCACUGCCAAGGCCUCAGACAGCGAAGGCCAGGUUAAGAAAUGGGCUCUUCCCGCCGCCCCAAAAAGCCCCGAGGAGGCUGAGGCCUCUCUGGCGGAGCAGUUGAAGGCUUACGAGACCCAGGAAGUUGAGGUUGAGGGGCAGGCUGCCACCGGCGAGCCGGCCGAGGCUGCCGUUGAGGGUGACUGGUUUGAGGAGGAAUUGACCUUUGCUGAACCUGAAGCCCACGGUCAUUAG
Molecule: messenger RNA, 393 nt
Organism: Morchella importuna
Lineage: Eukaryota; Fungi; Ascomycota; Pezizomycetes; Pezizales; Morchellaceae
Exons: 3
Coding region: 1-393 (130 amino acids)
Biological process (GO): proton motive force-driven ATP synthesis
Source: RefSeq, a predicted model, not a curated record